AUGGGAUCAGACGGUUGUGUAUAAAUACCGUGGCAGUGUGCUCCGCUAGCAUACUUGCCUUGUUGCGUUGUCACCGCAUUCACUGAAGACAAGAAAGCUAUUUUACAACAGAAGAAUGGAAAUCGCAAAGUGUGUCUUUGUGGCUUUUGCCUUUUUGAUUUUGGGAUCAAAUGCCGUACCUGAGUACCGGAGGGUUUUAGCCCAUUAUGGAGAUGAAGUUACAGCAUACGAAGAUGUGAUGAUUGACGAAGAAGCAGAGCUAAUCGUUACAACCGUCGCCAAGGUUUCAUCCAAGAAAUUCACGCCAUCAAUGUCAUUCCAUGACUUUUCUAUGGGAUAUACUGUCAAUAAACUAGUUGAGAAGGGAGUUUGUUACAUAUCGAAAAAUAAACACUCUAUUGAAACUUUGAUAGAGGUCCUCAACCAAGCAGAAAGAGACAAUGGUGACUAUGAAAUCAGACAGAUAUUCAAGUGUACAUCAAAGACAUUUGUCGAACCGUCGGAGAUGCAAAAGUACGGAGAGCGGAUAGCAGCCUUCUGUAAAGAGUACGAGUCCGUGUUUGUUGUAAGAGACUACAAAAUGCGCAGUAAGAGAGAAACUUGGUCCUUUGAAGAGAACGCCAUUGCAUGUAAUGUUUGCAUUGGAAUUUGUGGGUAAAUCGCAGUUGUUGGAGAAAAAGACACAUUUAUAUAUGUAAAGAUAAAAGAAAGUGUUUUGAUAAUGACAAUCAUCAUCAGCAGUUGUAACAUUUAUCAUGAAUGUACUAUAUAAAGCCUUUCAGUGAUUAUUUUCCGUUGUCUUGUUUAAUGGUCAAUUCAUCUUUUACUUCUCAAAACAUAACAAACGUUGUAGAUGUUUUAUACAUCUUUAUACAUCUAUAACCGACUUGAAACAUUGUAUACAAAUAGUUCUACUCUAUGUUAAUUCAAUACGGAACAAAAUAAGCUUUAGACAGUUUAUAUAAGCUUAAACACGAAAUGAUUUCUUUAUGUUUACAUGUAUCGAAUAUGUAGUCCAAUAAACAUAAAACAACUUCUUUCAA
Molecule: messenger RNA, 1043 nt
Organism: Ruditapes philippinarum (Manila clam)
Lineage: Eukaryota; Metazoa; Mollusca; Bivalvia; Venerida; Veneridae
Exons: 6
Coding region: 116-658 (180 amino acids)
Source: RefSeq, a predicted model, not a curated record